AUGAAAGCUACUACGACUCUUCCCUUGGUGGCCGCCCUCGUGGCUGGUGUCUCUGCUCGGGCUCCCGUCACCCUCAACUUGACUGGCCAUAUUGAUGCUUCCCAGGUCAUGUCCUUUGUCUACGUCCCGUUCCAAGUUGAGCCCGAAACCACCUCGGUCUAUGUCCUGCAGACCUACUCUCUCCAGGGCAAGGAUAAUGCCCUGGACCUGGGCGUUUUCGAUCAGCGUGGAUAUCAGCUGAUGAAUACUGUCAACGACACCUUCGGAUCUCGCGGAUGGUCAGGCGGUUUCCGUAAUAACUUCACCAUCACUCCCUCCUGGGCAACCCCUGGCUACAACCCAGGCGCUAUCGAGCCCGGUACCUGGAACGUAGUUCUUGGUCCCUACAACUCCGUUCCCGAGGGUAUCGACUGGCAGUUGCAAAUUGUCAUGGGAUUCGACCCAGUUGACACUUACUUCUCUCCCACUUUUGCACAAGUCGACUUUGACACCAUCGGUCAGUUCGAGCGACAGGAGUGGCUCCGCGGGGACUUCCAUAUGCACACAGUCUAUUCCGAUGGAAAGUACACCCCAGAUGAGCAGAUCCAACAUGCCGUGGCUCAGGAUCUCUCGUUCAUCUUCUUCUCUGACCACAACACCGACACCAGCAACAACAUUAUCGGCGCUUACCAGCAGGCCUUGGCUCCGGAUCUCCUGAUCUGCCGCGCCAUCGAGGUGACUACUCGCCACGGACAUUGGCAAGCUGCCGGCCUCGACCGCGAGCAGCUCAUUGAUUGGCGUUACCAGGAUGUCGCGGGCUUCGCCGAAGCUACUGAGCAGGUUCACCGCGCCGGUGGCUUCGUUUCCGUCAACCACCCCUUCGCUGCUUGCGCAGCCUGCAACUGGGGCUUCGAUGACUGGGACCACAACGAUGCCAUUGAAGUUUGGAAUGCUGACUUUGAUUCAACCGAUCAACAGGCCAUUCAGAAAUGGCACGAGCUCCUCGUUGCUGGAAAGUUUACCGCCGCCAUCGGUGGAAGUGACGCCCACUCUCCCCCUUCCAUGAACGGAGUUCCCACCACUGUCGUCAACUCUCGCGGCCGCAAGCAGUCUGCUAUCGUCGCGGCUGUCAAGAAUGCCCGCGCUUAUGUCGUUGAAGGUCCUGGCAAGUCGAUGGAGUUCCACGUCAACGUGCAGAACACCGUUGCUCAGAUCGGCGACAAGGUUCACGGAAGCUCCAGAGGUGCCCAGGCCUUCCUUACUGUCGAGGGCAUGAACGACCAGAAGGCUUGCUUUAUCUCUGAUAAGGGGUACUUUUAUAACACCACUAUCAGAGAUGGAAAGACCCUCCAUCACCAGCUUCCUACCGACUUCAAGUUUGUGAGAGUGGAGGUCAGGAACGUGACUGACGAUUCAGCGAUUGGUCUGACCAACCCCAUCUGGUUCUUAUAA
This is a messenger RNA of Penicillium riverlandense, 1431 nucleotides long. RefSeq names its product PHP domain protein. The transcript has a single exon. NCBI's taxonomy places the organism in Eukaryota, Fungi, Ascomycota, Eurotiomycetes, Eurotiales, Aspergillaceae. Bases 1 to 1431 code for a protein of 476 amino acids. The record is from RefSeq and is a predicted model, not a curated record. Gene Ontology annotation, molecular function: 5'-3' RNA exonuclease activity; 5'-3' DNA exonuclease activity.